This is a messenger RNA of Bombus terrestris (buff-tailed bumblebee), 4458 nucleotides long. RefSeq lists its product as uncharacterized. NCBI's taxonomy places the organism in Eukaryota, Metazoa, Arthropoda, Insecta, Hymenoptera, Apidae. The record is from RefSeq and is a predicted model, not a curated record. The transcript is spliced from 14 exons. Bases 965 to 3766 code for a protein of 933 amino acids.
GAAAAAGAUAUCGAAAAGAAAAGGCAUAAUAGCUUUGUAAAAUGCAGUUCUCGACGAUUUUCAAGCUGCAAAAUGAUUUGUACGAAUUGUGUAUUUGCCCAAUCAUAGGUAGAGCAACAGCAAGAAAUCUGCAAGGAUAGGUUCAAGUUCGUACCAACAAGUACGUACCGUUUUGACAUUUAUUGGUCUCUUUGUGACAUGUUGUGCGACGCUCCAGUUAUCCAAUCGGUUAUCUACAUACAUAUAUGUGCAUACACGUAUAUAGUAUAUAUCUAAGUAUACAUGAAUAUUUGAUAGAGAAUGUAAGGAAUAAAUGGGGUGAUGCACGGAAGAGACACGAAACAGGCUGAGAAGAAUUGCCGAGGAGGUCGACUUAUCGUGAUCGGCUCAUUGCGAAUUGCGAUUUUCGUUUAUACUCGUGUAAACUGAUAGACGCGAUAUCGAGAAAGAUAUUACCGAAUCACGCGACGUUGCGGCGCGGGACGUUCUUGUAUUUUCUUUGUUCUCCUCUUUAAGGUCUGUGAUAUUCGACCGCGUGCCCGCCAUACCAUAUCUCCCGUUCUACACCUAACCUGCAUUUUCUGCUCUUUUUCGCCUUAUAUUUUUUCCAUCUUUCGGUAAGUUAAUUGACGUUAUUAUUAUUAUCUUUAUUUCUAUUUUUCAAUCUGUCAAUUGCGUUAUAUUACUUUAUGUAUGUUUUAUUCUUUUUUACAAUCGUCAUUAUUAUUCCUUCUCUAUCUCUCUCUCUGCUAACUAUUUUUAUAUCUUUUCCCUUUAAACUCUUGGUCCUUUUAUUAAUUCCUCACGUAUUACAUAUUUACCUUUUACUUCUAAGUAUUAUAGUUUGAGAAGGCUUAAGAAAGCAGGGAUAUUUCGCAUGAAAAAGUGAAUUAAUUUUCAUCGUUUAGAUUUUCUCGUUAAAAGGAAAAGAUCGUUUCUAACGAAGACGAGAGACUCGUACAGUAUGAAUAAUAAAGAGGACGAUGAAGAUGCGAAAUUAGAAGGUUGUUUAAAGCUAAACGUCUGUUCUGGCAAAAGGAACAUGUUCGAGGAAUACUCUAAGAUCUUUCGUAUCUUAUUAGCAAAUUGGAAAGAAAAUUACAGUCAACUUCGCAACGAUGAAUUUAACGAAAACUUAGAAGACCUGAUUUUACCGAGCAACGAAGAGUGGCGUUACCGAGUCUAUUAUCGACUGGUUGAACUGCAAAGAGAAUGCGACGAUUUUAUAAAAAGAAGGGUCGAGGAAACCGGAUUGGGCACGGAAGUGGAAACGAAGUUGGAAGCGGAAAGGAAUCGAAAGAAGAACGAUUGGGAAUGGGAGCCAAAGAAGCUUGGACACAGUUUGACGAUAGUUGAGCCUAGAAAAUAUGGAAGAGAAGAAUCGAAGGGAGGAUCGUUGAUGAGCGUCGAUAGGAUCAGUGGUUCGAUGAUAGAAACAUGCGUUCAACCAGGUUGGCGCGUUAACGAUAUUCUGUUAGCCGCGAAAGUUCUUCGGAAGGUUCAACCUUCUCCUAUAUACUCGGACGAGGCUGAGAUGCGUCGUGUGUUUGGACUCGUCUACGACGUUCUCAGAUACAAAAAGAUAUUCGUUCGUGCCUUGGAGGAUAUAGGAUUUUGGCAGCACAACAACGCGAUCAAGGAUCGAGAAAAGAUCGUUUGGUUGUUGCUGUACGAUUUACAAGGAAGAAAAUUUGCGAAGCCACAGUUCGAGAUCGCCAAUUCCGAAGAACGCGAGGAGAUCUUUGAGGCUGCUGGCUUAGCGGAUGUCGAGAACGCUCUUCUGAAUGUGAAGACUCGUCUCGCGGCAAGUAUUUCCAGGCUACGGAUCCGCGGCUCUGCCCUCAACCUCGAUGAAUUAUUGCCGAGCCGAUUGCGCGUCAUCGAAGGCGUCGCUUGGGGUGUACAAGCUAGGAUCGCUUCCGGAUGGAUAAACAGCAUGAAAAUCGUCAACAAGACAGAAUUUCUGGAGGAAAUGUCGGCAUUGAAAUUGACCUAUUGCGAAAGCAAAGGAGCGAAGGUAGAACUUGAAGAGAAUGAGUAUGCGUUCGAUCCGAUUUGCCCGAAGAUGGUUCAUUUACACGAAAGCAUGCGGGAAACGCUGGCUGUUUCCAGUAUCGUUCGUGAUCACCGUUUCGUAUUUCUGGAAAGAUCAUUGUGUAUUGGCGCGGCAGCGUUGGUACAGGCGAUUCGCGUCGGUCGGGUCUACGGCCCGGUCAUUUUAACGCAUUCCCUUGCGCCUCGACACACUGGAUAUCUGGCUGGGCUUUUGGCCGAUAUCGAGCACGCUGGUAAACUGCUGGCCUUUGGAGCUGGCGAUCGUCGUUGCGAGUACGAGACUUACCUGAAAAACCUCGGCAUCACCUUGCAACGGUGUCGCGUCUUCUCCGAAAGGUACGCGUCUCAUCCGACGACGAGCGAAUCAGAGAGAGCCACCGUAGUGUUAGCGGUGCCAUCAUGUACCUACACAGGGGUCAGAGAUAUCGUCGAUCUCGCAGUGGCACGAGGUGGAGACGUGGAUCUUCUGGAAUCGUUAACAGAUGGCUACACUAACAGCCUUCGCGACGACAUUGACGACGACUACGAACGACAGGAUAACAAUUGCGAGGACCAAAAGAAUUAUAACGAUCAUGAACAGUGGCGUACUUUCUUGACCGAUCAAAUGUCCACUUUGAAAUAUACUUUGACCAGGCCGAAUGUACAAUUUGUCGUAUACGAAGUGCACACGAUUUUACCCUCAGAGACAACGGAGAUGGUUCGGCAAGUGGUAGACUGCGUUAAUCGGAUGGCCAUGGAGAAGUACAUUCGCGAACAUCCGAGGAAAGCGCAGAAGGAAUCGUCGAAAUCGGUCAAGAUGGACGAGGAAAUGCGCAAAGACGAUCAUGCUUCGACACAGUCCGCGAACAUUACCAUCCCAGACAGCGAUCUGUUCGAAGUGAGCAGCAUCGACGAUAUUUACGGAGAGAACGUUAGUGAUAUGUUAAAUCCAGGAUGCUUUCUCGUGGUAAUAAAACGAAAAGAAAUGGUGCAAUUCGACUCGCUGUUUAUGAUCAAAGUAGCAGAAUCGAAGGGUUUGUUCGGCGAUCCGAAAGCGCAACAGCCAUCGAAGCAGGAGUCCGUCAUCGAUCAGUCGAUUCGACAAUCCUUGCAGUCAGGCGCACAAAAACGAGCAAAGCGUGUCAAGGUGGAGAUCGAGCGUAUAAUGGCACAUACGUACUCCUCAUUAUCGAAAAGCGUACAAGAAAAUCAGAUUUGUCCACGGCACAAACGAUGCGCCAGUUGGGAGGAAACGACUGGAUUGCAGGUAUUCGAAAAUGCAAAGUUGGACGUUAAAACGUGGCGAAAGCAAAAGAAUAGCGUGAAUCCUUCGAGCACACCUCUGUACGCAACUUCGUCACGGAAAAAGGAAUUAGAAGCGAUACGCUCGAUCUUUUCACCGCAAUCCGAAUUCAAAGCGUCCAUGUUGCAUACAGAGCCGAAGCAAAAGAGAUCUUUGUCCACAUUGACCAAUUCGCUCAACAUCGAAUCUCUGCCCCGCGAGGAGUGGAGCCGUGCUACUUCGUCGAUUUUGAGGUCACCGAUUGUUGCUAGAGCGGCGCGUCUUAUUCGUCUGGAGGAUUCGAUCGAUAGCGAGAAUUACGAGGAAGAGAAGAAGCAGACGCGAUCAAAGACAGGCCACCGAUACUGGGCAUCGAGGAAGACGUCUCGACUAUUACAUCCUGUCGGUUCACCAUCCAAUGCGUACAACUCGCUCUUUGAUAUCGUUUAAAAUAAUUACGCUUACCUAUGUUCGAGACGUUGUUCGCUCGAAGAUAUAUCGUUCCCGAUCUUUUUUCGAAUUUCUAGCUAUUUAAAAUCAAGAUUGUACGAAAAUAUCCAACAUGAAAUGUUCAAAGAAGACCGGUUGCGGUCAAACAUACAAAAUAAAUCAAUUAUUCGCAGUAUUGAAAGUUUAAUAAAGUAAUGGUUCCGUAUAUUAUACAUAUUAUAUUUAUCGGUGACGAUAAUCUCUUUAGAUAUUCUGAAUAUGACAAAUCAAAUGGAAAAUUUCGCAGUAUGGAAAUAAAAGAAGUUAGAAGAAUAGCGUGCGGCGUGCUGUUACACGAAUGACGAGAAAGGAGAGAAAGUUGACAGCAGACAGAGUUUCGUUUUCGUUCGGAGUCUGUUAGCGCAUAAUUUAUACAUACGAUAUAAUGUAUAAAUGACAUAUGUAAUGUUGGUUGCUAUGAGAUUCAUGGUAUUUAUGAAAUCUAUGGGAAUGGAACUGAAGGACGUAAAUGUGGAUAUAUGAACUAUGCAUUUGUACGUUUGGAUGCGAGUUAAGGAAAUUGCCACCAGUGAAUAGUCUUCUAGCGUCGAAUACGGCUGAAAAGGUGUUGCAAAUGUGAUUUCGAAAGUAACCUGUUUGGAAAAAUGAAACUGAAACAGAAGAAGUACCAAUAAAAGGAAAAGUUACAAUUA